AUGGCAACCCGUUCCCGGCUGCCCUCUCAAGCCUGCUCCCCUGUCAAUCAGGGACAGCUGGAAGCCUUCCUUCUGCCAACCUCCCCUGAGCUUGGCAAAGUAUCCCUCAAGCAAGUCAUCAACCUACUCUGGGGACUCCAAGGCCAAAUUGACCGCAUUGAGCAGACCCUCUUGGAACAAACCAAAAUUAGUGAAGAGGUUCAAACCAAUGUUGAGAACAUCUUGCAAACAGUCAAUACUGUCAAGGAUGGGCUUGCCCAACUCCAGCUUACCCAGGGCCCCCACAUCCCAGAAGAACAAAAACCCCUUGCGGUUGAAGAAACUCCCAGGGCCGCACCCAAAGCCAAGCCUAUUGGCCAGGCUCAACCACCCCUUGGGGCCCCAGCCCCUAUCAUCUCCACAGGGGCCCCCAGACGCAACCCCCUAUCCUUCUUCAGCCCCUGUCCCUCCUUGUCUUUCCCUUCAGGACCGGCUCCAGCAGCCCCCAUGGUCCCUCCAGCAAUCCCUGCAGCCCCUGCAACAGCACCCCAAGCCACUCCAGCUCUGCCUCCAGCCCGCUCCACUGUAAAAGUGGACCACCCAGAUGCCUUUAAAGGCAAAAUUGGCUUGGAGGCCAAACAAUGGCUAACCUGCAAGCUGGCCUGGGUUUGCCUCAAUCAAGGGCAGUUUCCCUUGGACCUGGAAACCCUAAGCUUCCUACUCAUGAAUAUGAUGGAAGCAGCUGGAGCCUGGGCACAUCCCCACUUGGACCAACUAGGGUCCCACCACGCACUCAUCCAGACAGUGGAUGAGUUCAAAACCAAGUUCUUGGCCGCCUGUGGCAACCCUGACGCAACCCAAGCAGCGGAGCGGAAAAUUACUUCCCUCACUCAGACCAGCACUUGUGCCAAAUACAUUACCAAGUUCUGCACGCUGCAAAUGGAACUUGACUGGAAUGACGCCGCACUCUGCGGCCAGUUUGCGCAAGGACUCCACUGGGAAGUCCAAAAACAGAUUGCCACAAGGGAGAGGCAACCACGCACUCUGAGGGAGCUGCAAGACGCUGCCCUCAUUAUAGACAAUGCCCUCCGUGAGGAGAGAGCCAGCCACCCGCCACAGGGUAGUAAGUCUGGAAAAUCUUCCACCACCCCCAAUUGGGGGGCAAGUACUGACCAACAGGCCACCACAACCGGUCCCCUUUCCUCUGAUCCCAACUACGUAUUGGAGGAAGAAUGCAACUCUUGCCGUGCAGAGGGCCUCUGUGUCAAAUGCAGCAAACCAGGGCAUAAAUUUGCCAAAUGUUGGACCAGAUGGAAGGCCACCCCUAAGGAGGAUGAAGGGAAGGCCAAAGAAACUGCCAAGAUUGGCAAAGACUCCAAGUACCAAUUGGGAAAAGAGUAA
This is a messenger RNA of Rhizoctonia solani, 1380 nucleotides long. RefSeq names its product Retrotransposon-derived protein PEG10. Bases 1 to 1380 code for a protein of 459 amino acids. Lineage: Eukaryota; Fungi; Basidiomycota; Agaricomycetes; Cantharellales; Ceratobasidiaceae. The transcript has a single exon. The record is from RefSeq and is a predicted model, not a curated record.